Messenger RNA from Arachis duranensis, 735 nucleotides. Its product is annotated as putative protein FAR1-RELATED SEQUENCE 10. The record is from RefSeq and is a predicted model, not a curated record. Bases 1 to 735 code for a protein of 244 amino acids. NCBI's taxonomy places the organism in Eukaryota, Viridiplantae, Streptophyta, Magnoliopsida, Fabales, Fabaceae. The transcript has a single exon.
AUGGGUCAGGAAUUUUCUCAUGAAGGGGUUAAUAGCGAGCAUACAUCAUAUGAUCAGUAUGAGCAAGAGGAAGAAAAACAUGAGGAAGUUGACGUGGAUUAUAUGGAUGAGGAUGACACAAAUGUGGAACCAAUGUUCGAUUAUCACGGCUUCGAUGAAGGGUAUAACAUUGACUCACUCGAAGACAUUGUGAUGAUUGAAUUUUGGAACAUCAGGGACAAAGAUGUAUGUCAUUUUCACUUUUCUGAUGUCGACAUUGCAUUUGAGUUCUACGAUAGAUAUGUAAGGACAAGAGGCUUUAGUGCUCGAAAGAACAGGACUAGGAAGAGUCAUGCGGGCAUAUUUAAGUUGAAGAAUUUUGUAUGUCAUUGUGAAGGAUUUAGACUGCAAAAUAAUUAUGGCAUUGGAAACUUUAAGAGAAAACCUACUCCAGAGACAAGGUGUGGCUGCAGUGCAAUGAUGGAGAUUCGUCUAGAUGCACCUAGUGGUCGUUGGUUUAUUUCUUAUUUUUCUGAUGAACACAAUAAUCCGCUUUUGGAUCCUCAGUUGACUGGAUUGCUUCGUGGGCAUAGAUUCAUGUCCGAGGUUGAUAUUGGCCACAUGUUUAACAUGAAAAAGGGUGGGAUUAGUGUUGGGCAGAUAUACCGGGCAUUAGCAUAUCAGGCAGGUGGCUACGAGUAUCUCUCUUUCACGCAAAGGGACAUGUACAAUAAAAUAGCAAAGCAGAGGCGCUAA